Oryza sativa Japonica Group (Japanese rice) is the source of this 1317-nucleotide messenger RNA. RefSeq names its product thiol protease SEN102. Gene Ontology annotation, molecular function: cysteine-type endopeptidase activity. NCBI's taxonomy places the organism in Eukaryota, Viridiplantae, Streptophyta, Magnoliopsida, Poales, Poaceae. The record is from RefSeq and is a predicted model, not a curated record. Gene Ontology annotation, cellular component: lysosome.
CUCCGAUGCGUGCCCCAUCAUUGAAAGAAACAACAAUCACUGGUGCGAAAUAGCUAAUAAUUAAGAGACGAUACAGGCGCUAACACACAUGGAGAUGAAAAAUCCAUUGGCAGUAGGGCUGUUGGCUCUGCUGGUGGCAGCCAUGGCGGUGACGGCGGCGGCGCACGACGACGACGACGUGCCAUUCACCGACGAGGACCUGGAGUCGGAGCAGAGCAUGUGGAAUCUGUACGAUAGGUGGCGCGCCGUGUACGCCUCGUCGUCGUCGCACCUCGGCGGCGACAUCGAGAGCAGGUUCGAGGCGUUCAAGGCGAACGCCAGGUAUGUCAGCGAGUUCAACAAGAAGGAAGGUAUGACCUACGAGCUCGGGCUCAACAAGUUCGCCGACAUGACGCUCGAGGAGUUCGUCGCAAAGUACGCCGGCGCCAAGGUUGACGCCGCCGCCGCCUUGGCUUCCGUUCCGGAGGCCGAGGAGGAGGUGGUCGGCGAUGUCCCUGCCGCUUGGGACUGGAGACAGCACGGAGUUGUCACUCCUGUCAAGGAUCAAGGCUCGUGCGGGAGCUGCUGGGCUUUCUCGUCGGUGGGUGCGGUGGAGAGCGCCUACGCGAUCGCGACGAAGAAGCUGCUCCGGCUGUCGGAGCAGCAGGUGCUGGACUGCUCCGGCGGCGGCGACUGCGGCGGCGGGUACACAUCGACGGUCCUGUCGGAGUUCGCCGUGAAGAAGGGGAUCGCGCUGGACGCGAGCGGCAACCCUCCCUACUACCCGCCCUACCAAGCCAAGAAGCUGGCCUGCCGGACGGUGGCCGGAAAGCCCGUGGUGAAGAUGGACGGCGCGGCGUCGGUUCCGUCGUCCAACGAGGUGGCACUGAAGCAGAGCGUGUACAAGCAGCCCGUCUCUGUGCUCAUUGAGGCCAACAGCAACUUCCAGCUGUACAAACAGGGUGUGUAUAGUGGCCCGUGCGGGACAUCGAUAAACCAUGCCGUGUUGGCGGUGGGAUAUGGCGCGACACCGGACAACACCAAGUACUGGAUCGUUAAGAACUCGUGGGGAACAGGGUGGGGUGAGAUGGGUUACAUCCGGAUGAAGCGUGACAUUGCAGCGAAGUCUGGGCUAUGUGGCAUCGCCCUGUACGGCAUGUACCCCAUCAAGAAAACCGCUGCAAUCUCUAUGGUCGUUGAUGCUGUCGACUCCUACUAAGCUACUUGCUUAAUAAAUUAUCAAGAAAACCUGUGUCCUACGUGUUGAUUACUGGUUACAUAUAUAUAUAUACUAGCAAAAGUGCCCGUGCGUUGCACCGGGUGAUUACAGAGUGUGUA